AUGAGAGGGAUGGGAAUCUGUGCUUCAGUUUUAUCUUUGAUAAAUGUCCUACAUCCAUCUUUUUUCCAGCUUUCUGCCUGUGACUCUUUGGGCUGCGGAGCUUCUUCUUGGCCCCCCGUAGCAUUUCAAACUGCUCCCCAGACUAAUCCAAGCUCAUUGCCAGAGUGGCUGGUCGCCUCUGCCAACAUAACCGUCCUUUCUGCAAGCUCGAUUCAUCUAUCAGCUCUUCUUCUGCCUUCUACAACUGCUGAUUUGGCCGCCGAUCCUGGCGAUAGUGGGUCUGUCGUCGGGACUGGUAGCACGGAGGCGAAAAAUAUAUUACGAGUAGGUGGAGCCUAG
Molecule: messenger RNA, 339 nt
Organism: Protopolystoma xenopodis
Lineage: Eukaryota; Metazoa; Platyhelminthes; Monogenea; Polystomatidea; Polystomatidae
Source: the annotation of a GenBank genome assembly